Molecule: messenger RNA, 1500 nt
Organism: Acaulospora morrowiae
Lineage: Eukaryota; Fungi; Glomeromycota; Glomeromycetes; Diversisporales; Acaulosporaceae
Source: the annotation of a GenBank genome assembly
AUGACAUCGACACCAUCACCUCCUUUAGACAAGAAUUGCAACCCAUAUUUAACGCCACCUUUAGAUGGUGAAGUCUUGGUCACUAGUACAACACCUUCAGUUAAGGGUUGUGAAGACUUUGUCUGUUUGUGGAAGAAUUGCUUUCGUACAUUCAAUGACGCAGAAUUGCUUUACUUCCAUUUGUCGAACGACCAUGUUGGUCGAAAAUCGACUGGGAACCUAUGUCUUGUAUGUCAUUGGGAUGGAUGCGGAAAUAGUUCCAAAAAGAGGGAUCAUAUCACUAGCCACUUAAGAGUUCAUGUCUCUUCAAAACCACAUGUUUGUGAGAUCUGUACCAAGGCGUUUAAACGACCCCAAGAUUUAAAGAAGCAUGAAAAAAUACAUUACACACAACAACAAAGAAAGAUAUUCGACAAUAAGUUCACCAGGAUUAAUAAAAGUCAACCGGUUACGCCACCUCAACUCGAUGAUUCUCCUGGAGCUUCUUCCAUUUCAUCCCCGCAACCAUCUUAUUCGUCCAAUAGUGUAGCAUCUGGCUCACCAGUAGACUGCUAUUCAUAUCAAAUACCCCAGCUCUCUGACGGUGAAUUAUUCGAUUCUUGUCUAUUUGGAGAGGAUUACGUAAAGCCAAAGUCUAGCCAAAAACGCAGCAUAGAAGUUUUUGAAGAAUUUUAUCAAGAUGUGAAAAAGCAGCGCAUUGAUCCGAAUGUUUCUGAUGCUCUCGAUGGAAUUAACACCGAUCAAGAGAAUUUACCUCCUUCCCUUAGAAAAAAGGAAGAUCUCAAUAUUCUUGAAAACUUUUUAACACAAGCUCUAAAAGAUGUGGAAUUAUACGCCAAUCCUCUUUAUUAUACGCCUACUAACGUUGUAUAUCCUCCAGAGAAUAUCAUUGGUGGAGGUUCUUAUAAUUUCCCCGAUUCUUUUGGUACUAAUUUUGUACCGGAGGAAUAUUAUACCCAAAAUCUAAUAACGACAGGAAAUGGUGAUUUUAAUUUUACAUCGCCAUCGCUCAGUGAGUAUUAUUCAGUUGAUACGCCGCCGUUGGGACCUUCUAUUCAAAUAUCUCGACAAUGCAAGUCACGUCCGCCGUCGCGUAAAGAUAAAUCAACAGAUAGCAACACAUCAGAUACAUCAAAUAAGUCUACUGAGAGCCCCGCAUCUUCAAGUGAGGAUCGUGUAACUGAAGAAAAUGGAGAUGAUGAUCUGAUGGAAAGAUUCUCCAAAUUAAAAAUAGAUAAGGAACCUGAUACCAAAGCAUCGAACUCAGAGAAAUGUUCUGAAGCUAAAAGAAAUCACGCACUGAUUAGUUCUCUACUCAAGAAAGUAGCAGAUCUUUCUAGGCACUUAGGUGAAUCAUCGAUGAAACCUGAAGAUAAGGAUCGCGGAGAAUCUGUUCAACCUAACGUUUCGUCGAAUUUACUCAAGAAUUCUCUACCGACACAUCCCAUUUCAGAUGAUAAAAUAAAUUUUGAAGUAGAGAGUUUGGUCCUAGUAGAAUGA